AUGCUCACGCUUCGCUAUAUGGUGGAAAACUCGCCGUGGAAGGACAAAGACAUGCCAGGGAUCUACUUUGCAGAACCGCACCUCGAUCAUUACCCUCCCAUCUUCGAUUUUGGUGUUGCCCUUACUAUGCCCGAAAUUCUCGACUUUGCUGUGAAGAAGGGAAUCAUUGAGAAAUUGCCAGCGUCGGACGAUGAUAUGCGGAGACUACCUUUCAAUGUUCAAGAGUACUUCAACGAGAAAUUCGGCUUCAAGUCGAUGGUCCAGUUUGGCAUGCCACAGAUUGCCUCGAAGGAGCGUCUCUUCAGCUUCGGUGUGUGGACCAACUAUAAAUGCUGUGUUUCCGAGAGCAAGAAAUUGCACGUUGUGGAGGUGAUGAAACAGGAGUUUGACGUGGAGGAUUUGACGUGGUUCAUAUCAUACAUGAACGAGGGGCUCAAGUCCCACUACACGGUGCCAGAAGAUAAAUUUUUGGCAUUUUUGGCGGCGGCUAGACGUUGA
Messenger RNA from Marasmius oreades (fairy-ring Marasmius), 498 nucleotides. RefSeq lists its product as uncharacterized. The transcript is spliced from 2 exons. NCBI's taxonomy places the organism in Eukaryota, Fungi, Basidiomycota, Agaricomycetes, Agaricales, Marasmiaceae. The coding region runs from base 1 to 498 and encodes 165 amino acids. The record is from RefSeq and is a predicted model, not a curated record.